AUGAUUCCUUUCCCAGUUUUUCCUCUACCGUAGGGGUUUCCUUUAGCCCACCGGUGUCUAAUACAGCAUUCGUCUUUUACUGUGUCCCUCUGUCUAUAAUUGUUUUGGGGGUUUUUCUGCAUGCGGUUAAACUAUAGAACUGGAGGCCGUUUUCUUUAUUUUACAUUGAACUGUGGAUUUUUUUCAGGAUGUCUUACUCUCCUCCAAUAAACCGCCCACCGAUUGGCAUCCCACAGCUACCCCCUGGGAUCCCACCUCCCCAGUAUGCAGGCUUUGCCCCUCCAGGGACUCCCAUGAUCCCAGUACACAUGGGUGUGAUGACCCCUGCACCCACAGUUCUAGUCCCGACCACAGUUACCAUCGCGCAAAGGCCGGUAACAACAAAGAAGGACCCUGUCCUCAUCAGAGCCAAGGAUGCAGAAGAUAGUGGGGGCCCCACCACCACUGUUUUUGUGGGGAACAUCUCUGAAAAAGCAUCUGACAUGUUGGUCAGGCAGCUUCUAGCAAAAUGUGGUAUUGUUCUGAGCUGGAAAAGGGUCCAAGGUGCCUCUGGGAAACUUCAAGCUUUUGGAUUCUGUGAAUAUAAGGAGCCUGAAUCCACACUCCGAGCUCUCCGACUUCUGCAUGAGCUGCUCCUAGGUGACAAGAAGCUGUUGGUCAAAGUAGAUGCUAAGACCAAGGCUCAGCUGGAUGAGUGGAAGGCCAGGAAGAGGAGUGCCAAUGGGGGAACCACAGAUGGGUCAAAAAACGAAGAGGAAGAUGAGGAGGACGUUCUUGAUGAAGAAACUGUGCGUCGGGACCAGGUUGUGAAGGGGGCGAUAGACGUCCUGAUCCGAGAGUACUCAAGUGAGCUUAAUGCUCCUUCACAAGACGCUGACGGUCAGCCUCGCAACAAAAAGCGCAAAGAGAAGAAAGAGGAGGAUAUCAAUGCCAUGGAGUUGGAGGAUGACAAGAGAGACCUUAUAUCCAGAGAGAUCAGCAAAUUCAGAGAUACACACAAGAAACUGGAAGAGGAAAAAGGAAAGAAAGACAAGGAACGACUGGAACUCGAAAAGGAAAGGAGGGAGAGGGACAAGGAGCGCGAGCGUGAGAGGGAGCGGCGUGACCGAGAGAAAGAGAGGGAAAGAGAGCGAGAAAGGGACAAGGAGCGAGAACGGGAGCGAGAGAGAGAACGUGAGAGGACGAAAGAGCGGGAGAGGAGUCGAGAUGUCAGUGAGGCUCGCAGUAGAUCGAGGGAGAGGACUAGAGAAGAGAAAAAACGAGACCGUGAUGAAGAUGAGGAAGACGUUUACGAACGGCGGAGACUUGAGAGGAGGCUGAGAGACAAAGAGACUGCCUACCAAGAACGACUCAAAAACUGGGAGAUCCGAGAGAGGAAGAAAGCUCGCGACUAUAACAAAGAAAAUGAGAGGGAGGACGAGAGGCGGCGUGAAAUGACAAAAGAAGCCAAAAGACUGAAAGAGUUUCUUGAAGAUUAUGAUGACGACAGGGAUGACCCAAAAUACUACAGAGGCAGCGCUUUGCAAAAGCGACUCCGUGACCGUGAAAAGGAAAUAGAAAUGGAUGAGCGAGAUCGAAAGAGGGAAAAGGAGGAGCUGGAAGAGAUCAGACAAAGGCUUCUUGCUGAGGGUCACCCUGACCCAGAUGCGGAGCUACAGAGAAUGGAGGAGGAAGCCGAGCGCAGGCGACAGCCGCCUCUGAACCUUGAACCUGAAGAGGAAGUAAGCCAGGAUAAAACUAAAUGUGAUCGGGAACUGGAGCAGGUGCGUGAAAGGGACCGUCAUCAUGAACGGGACCGCCAUCAUGAACGGGACCGCCAUAAUGAACGGGACCGCCAUCAUGAACGGGACCGCCAUCAUGAACGGGAACGAGAGCGGGAGAAAAGAGGGUCUGAGAAACCCAUGGAGUCAAAGUCCCAAGGCCCCCAGAACCGUUCAGAUGACGAUGAUGAUGAUGGUGGUGGUAACGUUAAUGAAAGGCAUGAGGAUGACUAUCAUGAUGGUGAAGACUCACAAGAAGCUAAGCCUCAACUUAAACCCAUAAUGAGACCGAUCACCAUUGCCCCAUCAGUGUCUUCUGCUAGUGGGAAUGUGACUCCAAACACUCCUGGGAAUGAGUCCCCCUGUGGCAUAAUCAUUCCAGGCGAGAACACUCCUGACAUCCAGCCUUUAGAAGAACACCGGCCCAAGAUCGGUCUCAGUCUCAAACUGGGUGCAACCAACAGUCCCAGCCAGCUCAAUCCUGGAAAGCGAAAGAAGCUUGCAGCAGUGGACAGUGUCUUCAACAAAUUUGAUGAUGAGGAGGCAGAUGAGCAGCCUCGCAAAAGAAAACUAGUUCCCCUGGACUAUGGCGAUGAUGACAAGAGUCUGGGACUUGAUGGGGCAGACAUUUCUACAGCAAAAGGUGGCAGCGUCAACACAGAAGAGAAACGAAAGCACAUAAAGAGCCUUAUUGAGAAGAUUCCCACAGCCAGGCCUGAGCUUUUCUCUUACCCUUUGGAUUGGUCUAUGGUCGACUCGACUCUGAUGGAUCGUCGAAUUAGACCGUGGAUUAAUAAGAAAAUUAUUGAAUACAUUGGGGAGGAGGAAGCCACUCUGGUCGAUUUUGUCUGUUCUAAGAUAAUGGCACACAGCACUCCCCAGGGGAUUCUUGAUGAUGUGGCUAUGGUUCUUGAUGAAGAAGCAGAAGUCUUCAUAGUAAAAAUGUGGAGGUUACUGAUUUAUGAAACAGAAGCCAAGAAGAUCGGACUAGUGAAGUAAAGACUAUAAUGUCUCUGAUCUUUCAGUUCACUAGCUACAGUUUUCUGGCCCACCAGGCUGUAAAUAUGUGCCCAUACAUCUCUCCAUUCCAUCUUGCAAGGAGCUGCUACCUUGUAUGUUUGUGAGUGUGUGUGUCUGUAUGAUAAGGUCUGAUUUUGUGAACAGAGUUUGCACAAACCUCAAGCAUGGUAAAACUUUGGUUGUACUUUUUUUUUUUUGACAUUGUUAGAGAAAUUGCAGUUGCAUUUUGCUGUCUUUUCUCCAGUUUGUUGAACAUUGUACAUACUGCUAUGAGUUGCCAGUGUUUUGUGAAAGCUCUGCCCUAACAGGUGAACAAAUAAACAUGCUUUUUUUUAAAAAAAAGUUCAAA
Girardinichthys multiradiatus is the source of this 3129-nucleotide messenger RNA. RefSeq names its product RNA binding motif protein 25a (gene rbm25a). Gene Ontology annotation, biological process: regulation of alternative mRNA splicing, via spliceosome; mRNA processing. The record is from RefSeq and is a predicted model, not a curated record. Gene Ontology annotation, cellular component: spliceosomal complex. The transcript has 18 exons. The coding region runs from base 189 to 2759 and encodes 856 amino acids. Gene Ontology annotation, molecular function: mRNA binding. Lineage: Eukaryota; Metazoa; Chordata; Actinopteri; Cyprinodontiformes; Goodeidae.